CCAUAGUGAAAAUGGCGGAUGAGGGCAAAGGUUGUUCGUCGAGGAAACGAAACGCCGAUGGUGACGAUAGGGCUGGUAACCAAAAGAAACAGAACACCAGUAACCUCGACGAUGUUAAUGAUGGUUUACUCGAACUUUUUAACCCUAAUUUUGACGCUAACGAGAAAGGGUCCGGUGACGAUGAUGAUGAUGUCGAGAAGGAGAACGGGUCUAGCGACGAGGAUGUUGAAGUCGAGAAGGACAGCCCUAGCGACGACAACUUUUUUGACAAUGACGAGAUUAACAGUAUAUUAGUGAAGACCGCGACCGGUAAGACCAUCUCCCUUGAGGUCAAAGGCUCAGACACCAUCGGAAACAUGAAAGUCCAGAUCCAGGCUAAGGAACGUAUUCCCUUUGACCAGCAGGAACUGAUCUUCAACGAAAUGGUUCUUGAGAACAUGAAUACUCUAGCCAACUUACCCAUAAAGAAGGUUUCGACACUCAAACUUAUGCUUAAAUCAAGAGGAUUCAUCAAUAUAACCAUCAAGACACCUGAAGGAAUACUCAUCCAUUCUCUUGAAGUCAAACCCUCGGACACCAUUGGUGACGUGAAAGCCAAGAUGCCUGGUACUGGACACGUGCUGAUCUUCAAUGAAAAUGUCCUUGAAGAUAGCGGUACCCUUGCUGACUUGCACAUCGUCAACGGAUCCACGCUCACACACGCUUUUAAAUCAGUGGAAUUGAUGAAAAUAUAUGUGAAUACCUUCACUGGAAAGACGAUUUCUUUGUUGGUCAGCCCUGAACACACUGUCGCCGAGUUGAAAUGGAAGAUAGAGCUUAAGGAGUUAAGGAAGACAUUCCCUUUGAUGAACAGACUUUGAUCUUUAACAAAAUGGUUCUUGGGGACAGUGGUACCCUUUUCGACUUCCAGAUCAAUAGGAAAUCGACCCUCACACUUAUGCAUAGAUCAAGGGGACUUAUGUAGACGUUCAUCAAGAAUUUUCCUAGGAAAUCGACUCUCACACCUAUGCGUAAAUCAAGGGAAUUCAUGAAGAUAUUCAUCAAGACCAUUACUGGAGAUACUGUUACUUUGAAAGUCAAACCCUCAGACACCAUUCGCGACAUAAAAGCCAAGCUCGAAGAUAAGGUAAACAUUCCCCACUAAGAGCAGGAGUUUAUCUUCAACGAAAUGGUUCUCCACAACAAUGAUACCCUUGUUGACUUUCACAUCAACAAGGAAUCCAUAACCACGCUUUUGCGUAUAUCAACAGGAUUUAUGUGUAUAUUCAUCAAGACCCUCACCGGAAAGACCAUUACUCUGAG
Molecule: messenger RNA, 1302 nt
Organism: Helianthus annuus (common sunflower)
Lineage: Eukaryota; Viridiplantae; Streptophyta; Magnoliopsida; Asterales; Asteraceae
Product: polyubiquitin-B
Exons: 2
Coding region: 12-860 (282 amino acids)
Biological process (GO): modification-dependent protein catabolic process; protein ubiquitination
Cellular component (GO): nucleus; cytoplasm
Molecular function (GO): ubiquitin protein ligase binding; protein tag activity
Source: RefSeq, a predicted model, not a curated record